This is a messenger RNA of Heterocephalus glaber (naked mole-rat), 2046 nucleotides long. The record is from RefSeq and is a predicted model, not a curated record. Lineage: Eukaryota; Metazoa; Chordata; Mammalia; Rodentia; Bathyergidae.
UACGAUUUACAUCUUGUGUCUAUCUUGAGCCCUGAUACUACAGGCCAGAAAAGCUAUCGAUCCUUCAGUGUCUAUACUGUCCCUGAAAAAGUGUUUUCUUUUGUUUGUUGUUUUUUGAAACCAGGUCAGUGUAGCCCAGGCUGGCCUUGAACUCAUGAAUCUCCGGCCUCAGGCACCAGCGUGGCCAGGAUCACAGAAAAGGCGGCGACGAAUUGACCGCAGUAUGAUCGGAGAGCCAACAAACUUUGUACACACAGCUCAUGUCGGGUCAGGAGACUUGUUCAGUGGAAUGAAUUCAGUCAGCUCCAUUCAGAACCAAAUGCAGUCCAAGGGCGGCUACGGCGGGGGCGGGCUGGCAGCCAACGUGCAGCUGCAGCUGGUGGACACCAAGGCGGGGUAGCCCCGGGCUGGCCGGCCGGGCUCCCAGUCAUUGUGAACUUCGAUAUUUUCUCUGCCCACUACUCUGUCACUUUGUCUUGUGAUUGCAUUCUUUCGUCCUUAACUACAAAAGAAGUUGACGGGCACCUUGCCCACCCCUGCGACCACGCCAGUGAUGCUGCUGCUCUGCCCUGAGACCACGCUGUGGGCACUCGAGACAGGACUGCAGUGCCCAGGGCGCGGGCGGGAGGGUCUGACCCUACUGAGCAUGAUAUGUUCUGGGACUGCCGGCACCAGCCCGCAGUUUUCCCAUCGUAGACAUUUCAUUUCCGCCCUGUGAUUUUACUGCUAAGUUAACUUGCCACCUUGGGAAGGUAUGAGACCCACAAGCACAAUGAUCGUUUAUAUUUGUUUGAAACUUCAGCAGAAUAGAUAUUUGCAUGCUUGAUGGAGUUGAUGUGGUGGCCCAUGGGAUGUGAGAAAUGAGUGUUUCUCUUCUGCCACGGGCUGGUACUGCUGCUAUUAGAGAGUUUUGCUGUGGCACCAAGUCGUGUCAGUCGUCCACAGAGAAAGCUAACUUGGUAGCUUAUUUCCAGACGUCUUGACUUUUUGGUCUGUCUGACUAGAACUGCAGUAAGAGAAAGGCUGGCAUCCCCAAGGCAUGCCUUCGGUGUAAGUGUGCAGCACAUGUACUUUGAGGGCUAGGACGUGUGGUAGUGAACAGGUAUGUUGUGGGGAGACCCAUCCCGGCAACUCUGAGCAGCGCCUUCAUCCUGCCAGCUGUUCAUUCUUUGGGCUCUUGUUCCCUUUCUAUGUCUUCUGUGUAAUGUGCUGGUAUCCAGUUGUUUCUGGCAGCAGUGUAUUGGGCUUCAGUUUGGCUAAGUUGCCAAAAGCAGCACACUGACCUGGCUGAAUCGCUGCCUGUGAGAACGACCAGUACGGUGACUUUUUAUGGUAUUGGUAAGAAGCCUUUGCUCAGGUUCCAAAAUGUUUAUCUUUCACAAAUUUUGUGUAUUUCAAAUAUUUCUAUAAAUGCUUCUGUCAUGUAGUAGAGCAUAGGGUUAAAUUAAGCCAGAGUCAGUGUAGUAUUAAAUGUUUAAAUCCUAUGUCCAGUUCAGGCCUAUCUACCUUUGGUAGGGUUAACAUUUCAUGCAGGAAAUGGCGCUUAAUGGAAAACUUAGAGAGCUAUAAGGGAUUAGUGUUUGCAUAGAGGAACACGAUAGUUUUCUCUUCUGCCUUCAUUUAGCCCCUUUCCCAGGGAAAAGCUUAGUCCCAGGUAAUUUAAGAAACCUUUGGUUUAUGUAAAACAAAGCAUUUCUGAAGUUGCUUUAUUUACCCAGCAGAGUGGUGAACCAGGAGGAGAUCCUUGUAUCUUGCAGUUUUGGGCCUUCAGAUGUGUCCAUGCCAAGCAGAGAGAGGCAGUUGAGUAAUUUACCCUUUAAUCCAUCUGUUGUCUUUACUUCACUAUGGAUGCUGCGUUCCAGGAUUCGCCUGCGUGCCCUUGCCACUCCUCCUCCAGGACACCGCCGUGCACGGACGGGGUUUCCUUGGCUUUGUCAGCAUGGGGAGAGCAGUGUUCUGUAUUGUCACAUAACUCCUGGAACAGCAUCCAGGAGCCACUGUCCCUCUGCCUCAGCUCUUGAGGACUUCGGUAUUCAUGUCUCCCCA